CCGGUAAGCAGCAUCUGAAGAGAAGCGCGAUACACCGAUCUCAAUCCUCAUUCGAAUUUGACAACAAUCAUUCGAACUGAGAUGAUUGAUCACCGAUCUCAAUCCUCAUUCGAAUUCAACAACAAACAUUCGAACUGAGAAGAUUGAUCCUCAUUCGUAUACGGUCCGAACUACUCGAUCGUUAUACCUGAUUCCCGGUAACCAGCAUCUGAAGAGAAGCGCGAUACACCGACCCCAAUCCUCAUUCGAAUCGAUAACUAUCAUUCGAACUGAGACGAUAGAUCCUCACUUGUAUACAUUCUGAAAUACUUGACUGUUAUACACCCUGAAUUCUGAUUAUAUCUAUCCUCAAAUACUUGAACUGAUUCCUCAAUUCAUUCAAUAUAAAUGAUAUGACAGACAAGACAAUGUCUCGUGCAACUGUACAUCUUAGCAUUCCUGGAGAUUGGAAACUUUGGUACAAGCAUAUGCUAGAAUAUGCAAAGAACAAGAAGAUAUCAGACUUCAUCAAUCUUGAUAAACCUGAUAUCUUCUCAGAACUAGAAGAACCUCUGAAACCUGAGUGUUCAGAAGAAGCCAUCACAGAGACUAAGAUAGUAUAUAACAUCAAGAUCACUGCAUGAAAAAUCAAAUAUAUGAAAUAUGAGAAAUUGAAUAAAGGUAUGACAAAGAUAUGAGAUAUUAUAUGAAAAACAGUUAAUGUUACAGAGCUACAACAUAUAUACAGUGAGAAUGAUGAUAUAAAGAAGAUUAUUCAUUCAUUAAAAGAUCAACUCUUUCUCACAAUCACAGACUAUUAAGAUGAUAUAAGAACCUGAUAUCACAAUCUCUGCAAAGCACUGAAAAAUAGAGGUAUAGAGAAGUGAUUAAAUGACUGAUCACUUAUUAAAGAUGAUAUUAAAGAGAUGAAUAUAACUGAACAGUUCAACUUAAAGAAAGACUUUUUAAAUAUAAAUCUAGUUAUUAAUGCAGAUUAUAUACAAGCAUGAACUAAGAAUAUCUGAUAUAAUAAAGAUAUCAUAUCUUUGAUAGAGUUAGUUAAGAA
Blastomyces dermatitidis ER-3 is the source of this 1045-nucleotide messenger RNA. RefSeq lists its product as uncharacterized. The record is from RefSeq and is a predicted model, not a curated record. The coding region runs from base 393 to 623 and encodes 76 amino acids. The transcript has a single exon. Lineage: Eukaryota; Fungi; Ascomycota; Eurotiomycetes; Onygenales; Ajellomycetaceae.